Scleropages formosus (Asian bonytongue) is the source of this 2183-nucleotide messenger RNA. Its product is annotated as putative claudin-24. Gene Ontology annotation, cellular component: bicellular tight junction; membrane. Gene Ontology annotation, molecular function: structural molecule activity. The coding region runs from base 1333 to 2004 and encodes 223 amino acids. The transcript is spliced from 3 exons. The record is from RefSeq and is a predicted model, not a curated record. NCBI's taxonomy places the organism in Eukaryota, Metazoa, Chordata, Actinopteri, Osteoglossiformes, Osteoglossidae.
UUGUGUGUCAAGACUGCUAUGGAAGAGACGUGUAUGCGGUCAAUAAAGAGUAUUUUUCUAGACCUUUGUUACUAAAAAUAGUUCUAGGGGCUGAUGGUACAGUAUAGUAUUAUUUUUAAUUAUAUGUUACUUUACCACAGUGCAAAGAUAAAUAUGAGAACUGCAGCUGGUAAUAAAUUUGUGUCAUGUCUACAUUAUGCAUGACUGUGCACUUAUUUUAACGGGACAGGAGUUUGGUUAUUGUGUUUGCCCUGAAGGUCCCUGGUUUCAAUCCCACUCCUGUGGCACCUUAAUCAAGGCUCUGAAUUGACACAAUACCCUAAAUAUAAUGGAUAAUCGUUGUUGAGUUGUCCAUUUGCAUAGUUAGCUAAAUAAAGCCCAACAAAUACAGCUUCACCUCGCUAAGUGUUUUUUUUCCGUCACAGUAACUCUAAGAAACAAUUCAAGUAGGUCUGGGUUUUUACAGGCUCACUGCAGCAAUGUAGCCUACCAAACUUUCAGUGCAGCCUGGCAAAGUCUGUCAGUCAACAUGUUUACAACAUUGCUUAGAAGUUUCACAUGAGUAAAGGGUACAUUUUAAUUUAACAAAUGUAAAUUAUAGUAACAAGUAUUAAUAUUGCAUGAAAAAAGUGAAUGUUUAUGUCUAGAAAUUAGUAAAUUGGGGAUGGUGGAAAAUGGUGGAAAAUGUUGACAUGAUCAAGUCAUUAUUUUUAAAAUGUACCUUCUCUGGACCAGCCAUAGCAAUUGUGGGUGUCAGUUUCGACCAUUUUGGUUUGACCUCCUGGACUUCAGAUAAUUUCAGAUUAGAUAUAAGGAAUGUAUACUGUAUUAUUGUAUUGUACUGAAAACAAAGCAGUAUCUCUGUCCCCUCCUCACUCCAGCUUCUUUUGUAGGUUGUUCCUUACUUUUCAGAUCUGGAAAUUGCAACCCUAAUGAAGGGCCCCAUGAGUGCACAGGGCCCCAUUGCAUAAAAUAAAUUCAGCUGGUCUAAGGCCACCCCUGCAUCCUGUUUACUUUCAGUGGCAUCCUGCAUGACUAACUGCUUAGAGUCUGGCUGGAAUCAAGAAGUCUUUCUUUAUCUCUCUCUGCCUGUUCUCCUCUACGCUUUGGUACCUCGGCAGCAGCACCAAAGGAGAAGGUAAAACAUCAGAAGGACAGCACAUGGGAUAUUUAAUUCAAAGUGACUGUGAAGGAGCCAUCAUUUUGGUGAGGUGAUCAGAUCUAACUGACCAGGGUUUUAAAAGAUUCCCAGUGAAAAGUAGCUUGUAAGAAAAAAACCUACAUUGAGCAUAGAACAUAGGAAGGUGAAAUAGUGUAAGGUCAGCAAUAAUCAUGCAUGCAUGCAUGUGUGCUCUGGAGUUGCUGGGGAUGUUUUCCUCCAUUGUAGCCUGGCUCUGCUCCUUCGCCACCACCAUCUUGCCCACUUGGAUUUCCCAUUCUACAGAGCUGCUGCCUACUGAGAGCUAUGAGCAGGGCUUAUGGGAGUCCUGUGUGAUGCACGACAACGGCGAUAUGGAGUGCAGAGCAUAUGACACCCUGCUGGGCUUGCCGCAAGACAUAAAACUGGCACAGAUCUUCAUGUGCCUGGGUCUGACCACCGGUGUUCUGGCUGUGUUGCUGCCCAUCCCAGGACUCUACCUGAUUAAUUGCUGCAAGGGGCCUGAGGGUCAGCGGGCCAAAAGAAUCAUGAAGAUACUUGGGGGCAUCUUUUGCCUUGUAACUGGAGUGGAGGUACUGAUACCGGUGUCUUACGUUGCCCAUAAAACAGUUGAGCACUUCUUUGACGAGUCUAUGUCAGAAAUGCUGUCGAGACCAGAGUUUGGUGAUGCGCUCUUCUGCGGCUGGGUUGCUGGCUUCCUCCACCUGGUGUCUGGGGUGCUGCUGGUGAGCUCCUGCUUCUGUUCAAAGAGAGAGUCGGAUCCUGCGCCCCAUCGGAGACAGUGCGUGAAAGCCAUUGCCUACUCCUCCAAAAGUACAUCAGAGUAUGUAUGCCGUGGAACUUGAGAACAUGGAGUCUGUCACCUUGGAGGCUGCAUCUGUUCUGAUGUCCUUCUCCCACCUGAGACAAUGAGAGACACUGGUCAGAAGAGAUGAUGAACAGGGAAUAGUCCUGGUUGUGACGACCCCCUCUGGAAGUGGUGCGGCCUCUUUUGCAGACUCACCCCUGGGACCCCACUUUCAGC